AUGAGGGAUCUUGUCUCAGGGACCUUAUCGGUUGCGCAAGUAGAGGAUUUCGGGAAGUACCUGGGGUUGCCUUCAGUUAUUGGCAGGAACAGAAGGGCGGUUUUUGCUUACGUCGAGCAAAAACUGAGGCAAAGGUUCGGCUCGUGGAAUAAGAGGAUACUGUCUAAAGCCGGUAAGGAGGUACUUUUGAAGAGUGUUGCUCAGGCUAUGCCAACUUAUACUAUGAGUAUUUAUCUGCUCCCGACUACUUUAUGUGCCUCUUUGGAAAGAUUGAUGAACAGGUAUUGGUGGGGUCAGAGUGGAAAUGACGGUAGCAUCCAUUGGUUGGCUUGGGAUAGGAUGUGUAAACCCAAGAAGUACGGAGGAAUGGGCUUCAAACGUCUUCAAGAAUUCAAUCUGGCUUUGUUGGCAAAACAAGGGUGGCGCCUGCUGACUAACCAGAAAUCCUUAAUGGCUCGGGUUUUUAAGGCAAGGUAUUUUCCUUCUACGUCUUUUUAUGAGGCUGUUUUAGGGGGUAAUCCUAGUUAUGUGUGGAGGAGCAUUAUGGCCAGUCAGAACUUGUUAAAGGCAGGGUGUCGGCGCAGAAUUGGCAAUGGCAGGAAUACUCGGAUAUGGAGAAUUCCUUGUCUACCGGAUCUGCAGAACCCCUAUGUUGAUUCUGUCCAGGUAGCUAAUGGCCAUGAUAUGUUGGUUUCGGAUUUGAUUAAUGCAAACACCGGGAGUUGGAAUAAUGAUUAUUUGUAG
Messenger RNA from Ipomoea nil (Japanese morning glory), 744 nucleotides. RefSeq lists its product as uncharacterized. The transcript has a single exon. The record is from RefSeq and is a predicted model, not a curated record. The coding region runs from base 1 to 744 and encodes 247 amino acids. Lineage: Eukaryota; Viridiplantae; Streptophyta; Magnoliopsida; Solanales; Convolvulaceae.